Pseudopodoces humilis (Tibetan ground-tit) is the source of this 1590-nucleotide messenger RNA. It is a transcript of the gene CHST9, whose product is annotated as carbohydrate sulfotransferase 9. Lineage: Eukaryota; Metazoa; Chordata; Aves; Passeriformes; Paridae. Gene Ontology annotation, molecular function: sulfotransferase activity. Gene Ontology annotation, cellular component: membrane. The record is from RefSeq and is a predicted model, not a curated record. Gene Ontology annotation, biological process: proteoglycan biosynthetic process; carbohydrate biosynthetic process.
AUGAACCUAAGACAAGUGUUCGUGUCUGUACUGCUGUUUGGAGUAGCUGGUCUACUCCUCUUCAUGUAUCUGCAAGCUUGGAUUGAAGAACAACAUACAGAGUCUGGAAAAAAACUGCAACAAGAGACAAUUAAUCAGGAUUUCACACUCCAGCCUCUGGGGAUGCCAAGGAAAGCAGCGUGGAGGAGAAGUGCUCCUGCAGGCCUCAGUAACCAUGAGAUGGCUGUCUCAAGCAGCAGGCAGUGGCAGGGCAGGGCUGACCCUUUCGGUGUGGUAGCUGCCUCACUGGGGAGCCAACAUCCUGAGCAGCAGAAGAUGAGUGAGUCCCCUCUCAGCUGGUUCAGAGGGGUGUAUCUACCUCCUGCUCUGCACCCAUUAAACAAGACAUUUGUCAAGGGUGGUGAGUGGCAGGACACAGAUAGCACCCAGGAAAAGCGUGGGGCCUUCCUGCAGGACUUCUGUAGGAAAUACAAUAGCAGAAAGAAGCUGCAAACCCACCUGGUGCACCUGGUGUCAAGAAUUUAUGUGGAGGACAGGCACAAGGUUCUGUACUGUGAAGUACCAAAAGCUGGCUGCUCCAACUGGAAAAGGGUCCUCAUGGUGCUCAGCGGACUUGCUGCUUCAGCAAACAAUAUCUCCCAUGAUGAUGUGCACUAUGGAAAGCAUCUAAGGAAAUUGGACAGUUAUGACCGAAAAGGGAUCUACGCACGCUUGAACACAUACACCAAGUUUAUAUUUGUACGUGAUCCCAUGGAAAGACUGGUAUCUGCCUUCAGGGAUAAGUUUGAACAUCCAAACAGCUAUUACCAUCCGGUAUUUGGGAAGGCAAUAAUUAAAAAGUAUAGACAUAAUGCAGAUGAAGAAGCAUUGAAAACAGGAUCAGGAGUUAAGUUCAAGGAGUUUAUCCAUUAUUUGCUAGAUUCCCACCGACCAGUAGGAAUGGACAUUCAUUGGGAGCAAGUCAGUAAGCUCUGCUAUCCCUGCCUCAUCAACUAUGAUUUCAUAGGAAAAUUUGAAACCCUGGAAGAAGAUGCCAAUUACUUUCUGCGGCUGGUAGGUGCUCCAGCCGAUCUGAAGUUCCCUAAAUUCAAAGACAGACAUUCAUCUGAUGAGAGAACAAGUACAGAAGUAGUGAGGCAAUAUUUAAAGGAAUUGUCUAAGGAGGAGAGACAGCUGACCUAUGACUUCUAUUACUUGGAUUACUUAAUGUUCAAUUAUACAUCACCACUUGUAUAGCACUAGAAUGGCUUCAGGCUUCUAUUAGAUACUUAUCAUUUUGGGAUUCAAAACAACUACUUUGGUAUUAGCCCUGAAAGGAAAUGAAGUUACUGCUAAGUAGAGUUGUCUUGAAUUAGUGGGGAUUUUAUAAGCUAGAGUGAUAUCAAUUGGUAUUAAAUUAUGGAGAAAGCAAAGAAAAAAAAGACCUGUAAACAGCAUAAAUUGCACUAAAAUGCCUGAAAAAGCUGCUUUUACCAUUAUGGAUUAUACUACAGAAGCAGUAGCUCAGACAGCUGUUGCAUUAGCUUACCUAAUGUUCUUUUAAUGGUUUAAGAAAAAAAAUUCAGAGUGGCAUGAUUCUUUUUUUUUUGG